UUCCUCCACCCCUUCCCUUCCCCUCCCCUUCUCCCUCCUCCUCCUCCUCUUCUAGCUCAGGUUGCAGCUUCUCUGGGGAGCCGCUCACCUUUCCGGAGCUGGGGAAGCCGCCCCGAGCCCGGGCAGGGACCCCAGCAGGGCGCAGGGCACGACGCCCAGACCCGCCGCACCCCGGCCGUCGCGGGCUGGAGCUGGCGCGCCGCGGACCCCAGGACACGCGCGGACCCUGCGGCCUGCGACCUGCUGAUCUUGAGCAAAAUGAAGAGCUUCAAGCGCCGCUUCUCCCUGUCAGUGCCCCGCACCGAGACCAUCGAGGAGUCCUUGGUCGAGUUCACAGAGCAGUUCAACCAGCUCCACAGCCGGCACAAUGAGGGCCUGCAGCUCCGUCCUCUGGGCAGAGACCCGCAGCCAGAGUCCAGCACCUUCUCCCCCACAGACAGAGGGGAGGACCCCGGGCAGCUGUCCCCUGGCAUGCAGUACCGGCGGCAGAACCAGCGCCGCUUCUCCAUGGAGGACAUCAGUAAGAGGCUCUCUCUGCCCAUGGACAUCCGUCUGCCCCAGGAAUUCCUCCAGAAGCUGCAGCUGGAGAGCCCAGACCUGCCCAAACCGCUCACCCGAAUGUCCCGCCGUGCCUCCCUGUCAGAUAUCGGCUUUGGGAAACUGGAAACAUACGUGAAACUGGACAAACUGGGGGAGGGAACCUAUGCCACAGUCUUCAAAGGGCGCAGCAAACUGACAGAGAACCUCGUGGCCCUGAAGGAGAUCCGGCUGGAACAUGAAGAAGGCGCGCCCUGCACUGCCAUCCGAGAGGUGUCUUUACUGAGGAACCUGAAACAUGCCAAUAUUGUGACCCUGCAUGACCUCAUCCACACGGAGCGCUCCCUCACGCUGGUGUUUGAGUACCUGGACAGUGACCUGAAGCAGUAUCUGGACCACUGUGGAAACCUCAUGAGCAUGCACAACGUCAAGAUUUUCAUGUUCCAGCUGCUCCGGGGCCUUGCCUACUGCCACCGACGCAAGAUCCUGCACCGGGACCUGAAACCCCAGAACCUGCUCAUCAACGAGAGAGGGGAGCUGAAGCUGGCCGACUUCGGACUGGCCCGGGCCAAGUCAGUGCCCACAAAGACCUACUCCAAUGAGGUGGUGACCCUGUGGUACAGGCCCCCCGACGUGCUGCUGGGGUCCACGGAGUACUCCACCCCCAUCGAUAUGUGGGGCGUGGGCUGCAUCCAUUACGAGAUGGCCACAGGGAGGCCCCUCUUCCCCGGCUCCACGGUCAAGGAGGAGCUGCACCUCAUCUUCCGACUCCUCGGGACCCCCACGGAAGAGGCGUGGCCUGGUGUGAUGGCCCUGUCCGAGUUCCGAGCGUACAACUUCCCCCAGUACCUGCCCCAGCCUCUCAUCAGUCAUGCUCCCAGGUUGGACACUGAUGGCAUCAACCUCCUGACCGGCCUCCUCCUGUACGAAUCCAAGAGUCGCGUGUCAGCAGAGGCGGCCCUGAGGCACCCCUACUUCCGGUCUCUGGGGGAGCGUGUGCACCAGCUCGACGACAGAGAUCCAGCUCCAGAAGGACCCAGGCUACCGGGGCCUGGCCUUUCAGCAGCCAGGGCGAGGGAAGAGCCGGCGGCAGAGCAUCUUCUGAGCUGUGCCCACCCUGCUGUGGCCCAAGGGACGAGAGGUCACACUGAGCACAACUGCGGCAGGAUGGGGCCCGUGUGGCCUCGGAGGACUGAGGAGUCAGGGCUAACGGCCGGUCCAGAAGACCUCUAGGCAGCCCUGCUGGCCACGGCUGUUUCCUCUCCCUUCUUCCCACAUGCCUCCCCAGUGGCCUUGGCCUGGACACCAACCCCUCCGUCACCUUCCCUGGGGCUGGGCAUGAGCUGCUUCCCUGGGAGGAGGUGAGGGGACAGGGAGCGAUCUCAGACACUUUCCCACCCUAAAGUGCUCAGACACCAGCAUGGAACCCACAUGGACAGAAGAAUCUAGAGGCCGGGCAGAGCGCUAUGCCUUGAACAUGGGCACCACCAUGCCUCCCCACCCGGGGUACCUGCCUGCCUCACCAGUUUGGUCGAGUCCCUUUCAGGCCCCUUGGAGCCCACACGUCUUUCCCCUUUUUCCCCCGCUGAGAGCAGGAAGCAACAUGGCACCUUGUCUGGGACUCUGGAAUCCUGGGUGCCAACGUGUGUGCCAAAGCCCACCCUCACCUGAGGGGCGGGUGUCCCCAGAGCAACAGAGGGAGUUGUAGCCCCACCCCCUCUUCUCAUCAUCCCCCACUUGUUCCCAUUCCCCACUCCUCGCCAGAGGCCCCGUAUGCUGCUGGAUGCCCAGUUGAGUCCAGUGGUGGCCUGGUCCCGCCAGCUGCACUCCUGCCAGCUCAGCCGGGCCCGCCCGUCUCCCCAGUCCGAAUGGGAUUGCCUUAAAUUGGCAGGUGGUAGAGCACGCACUGCCCUUGGAGCUCUGACCCAAGCUGCUACCUCUCCACCCUUUCCCGAGAGUGGUUCCUGCUUAUCAUUCCUGAGCGCUGGUAAGCCAGCCCUGGGCCAGGGUCCCAAGGACGGUACCCAGAUAUGCAGAGUCACCCUCACGCUGCUGCCAGCUCCCUGGGGCUGGCACAGCCUCCCUCGUCCCCUCCUUCCCGGCCCCCGUGGCUCUGUCCUUGCUCCACCCUAUCUGGGCACCAGCCUCCCCAUGCCCCUGGCCUCCCCAGAGGGCGGUCACCAGAGAAAGGAUCAGCACCGCAGUCUGAGGUACAGGAAGGUGGGACAGGACGGGAUAGACUUUGAUCCCGAGCCCUGAGCCCCAGGCCCCAGGGGACUGGGAGUGUUAGGGCCUGCGAGAAGGCCCCGCCCCCCACCCCUAUGGAGCACACCUGUCCUAUUCCCAAAGUCUCCUCAACACUCGGCUGAAUCUUGGAUGGCGAGGCCAGGUCCCCUGCGCACCCCCCUCAGGCUGAGGAGCAGCCCUGGAGGGUCUUGGCUUCCCCACAAGUCCCUCCCCUCCUCCCCCACCGUACUGUGAAAGUCCCGUGACUCAGCGCAAAGACAGAUAAUAUAUUUAAUUCAUGUUGUACAGAAAGGAGUGAGCAGUCUCAUGCUGAAAAGCUGGUUUUGACAGAUUGAUGCCAAAGAUGGAGGACAGAAGGCCCCCUGCGGGCCUUCUGAGUGCAAGUGGGGCUUGCUUGUAUGUGUACGUAAAGUGGAGAGAGAGUUUGGUUUGUAUGUGUCCCUGAACCCACCCUGGGCUAUGGGCAUGGUGCCCUGCACCCUCCCUGCUGUAUUCCAGAUGCUGCUGCAUUCAGAGCUGGAAGUCAGCUCUGGGUGACCUGGGGUGGGAGCAGAAGAGGCCUGGGACUCUGUGCUCGGGGUCCCAGCCGUGGCCCAAGUUGGUGCCUGAGGGGUGGGGCCAGCCAGGAGUCCUGGGGAAGGGUCUGGGGUUCUGGCUACUGUCGCUGACCCUUGUGCUCCCCCAACCAAGUGGCUCUCUGACUUAUUGGGGGGGGCAAGGAGGAAAGUUCAAGAGAGGGUUGACAUGGGGGAUGGUCAAGGCCAGGGCAGCAGAACUAGGAUACAAACCUCCCUAUAAUUCUGGCCCAGCAGUAAUUGCACAGACCCGACUCCCCUUCCCGCUGCCCGGAUGGCCUCUUACCUUGGGUCUGUCCAUUCCUCCUUUCACACACAUCUCCCAGAGCUCUCAGCAUCCUGCUGCAUUUUCCAUUUCAGUGUCCAGGUUUGUUCUCCCCAAGACCACCCUGAGGAUGUCAGGCCCCAAACCUCCUGGCCUUACCUGACCAGUGGCCUUAUGUCUGGCCAUAAGAACUUUCCAGUUUGCUGGCACAGUUGAGGAGGCUCAUGCUGAGAGGUUGGGUGAUGUCCCCCAAGAUCAUGGAAGUAAAGAGUGAUUCUCAGCAUGGAUUCUGCCAGCCUAGACCUCCUCACCUCUUAAAGGCAGCCAGUCGCUAAACUGGAGGACAGUAAGGGCAGGGGCCAGGAGACACAUUGGUGGGCAUCUGAGUCCGGCCUUUUAGUUGAAUGUGGGAGGAAGCUAGCGAAGACCUAAGGUUUGCUAAGCUCCCUACUGUGUGCCAGGCACUAUGCCUCUCAUUGAAUCCUCACAACAAGCCCCUUUCUCCCCACUUUGCAGGUGAGGACAGUAAGUUUCUCAGGGGUUAGAGGACUUGCCUUGGGUCAUGUAGCAAAUUAGAAUCCCAGGUCUGUCUGCCACUCCAGCCCGUGGUCUUCAAAGAGGAGAAGGAGUGAGGAGGGGAGGUGUAGACCAGGCAGAGCCCCAGGAGCCAGAGAAACAAACACACAGCAGGGAAGGCCCCAGAGCAGACACUGCUUUGCUGGCGUGCCGCUUGACACCAGAGGCCACCGUUGUAUCAUAGAGAGCAGUACCCACCAGUUUACAGAGGCUUCUGCCCCUUUAAGAGCCCACUCCCCCAGGGAGGCUCACUUGGGUGGGGGGACUUUGGAGGUCUCUGUGGAGACAUUAAGGCACUCUGAGCUUCUGCCCUAGAAAGCUUGGGGAUGUUCAGCUGGACAGGCUCCUACCAGCCCUUGUAUGUAGUUAGUGCUCAAAGAAAAAUGAUGUUUCUGGAGAAGGAAGCUGGAGGGGUGGAGUAACCGGUUAUGAGCUGCUGGGGCAGAAGGGCUUCGAGGGUUGCCGUCGGGCUCUCCGGUGGCCAGACUGCCGCCACACAGGGCACGUGUCCUGGAGCCCUCUGUUUCCUGGGUACCCCCAGCUUCAUUCCCACAUUCCUUAUGGCUGGCUCUCACAAACAGCGGCCUGCCCCAUACGCUGGAGUCCCGGGCCAAACCUGCCAGCCAGUCAUUUCCCCCUCUGACCUCACUUUUGCCAUGGGCUCCUGGGAUGGGUCAGGAGUGCCUGGGGCCCCCGACUGGGCCCACUCGGCGGGGUCGUUUGUGCUUUGCAGCAGCCCUGCAGCUGCUGGACAAAAGGUCCUAUUUGAGGGUGACAGCAGCUCUCAUGCUGGGCUCUGCCCCAGUCCUCUCCCACCCUGGUGGGACCUGGGGCUGGCUCUCCCCUGCCCCACCCUUCCUGUGGGCUCUCAGUCACCCUGUCCCUCUGAUCUGGGCCCAGUGGUCAGGGCUGAUGCCCCACAGGCCACUGCUCUCUUUGCCCUGCUAGGCUACGUGGGCCAGCCCGGUGUGGGACACUUGCCAGACCACCUUUCCUUCCUCCUCAAAGCAGCUCAGCUCCUUUUGGACCACCUUUCCACCUUCAUCUUUGCUUAGACCCCUGCUUCCAGUCUUGACACUCCACAGCACCCCUUGAGCCCCUGUCUCCAGAGCAAAUCAUCAGCCCCGUGAAUUGGUCACAGCCUGGCCCUGUGCUGGGUGCCAGGACACCGAGGUGCAAGACUCUCCACCCUUGCUUUCCGGCAGUGGGAGCUCAGACCUCCUGGCGUUGACGGCCUUUCUCUCAGCAGAUUUUUAUCAAGCACCCACUGUGUGCCAGGCACUGUGCUGGGCACUGAGGAUGAGGCAAGACCUCCAUGUCCCUGCUCUCACAGAGCUUGCAUUCUAGUGAAGGAGGCAGCAUCACGCAAAUAAAUGUGACACGUCAGGGGUCAAAUGUGAUGACACAGAAGCAAGCAGAGUCAGGGGAGAUGUGAGGGCACAGGGUGGGGGCCUGGCACACGGUAUGGUCAGGGGCCUCACUGAUAAGAUUGGGGAGCAGUGACUUGUAAGGGGGGAGCCAUGUGGACCCCCAAGGACAGAGUAUUCCAGCAGAGGUCCUGAAAGGAGGGUGUUUGAGGAUGAACAAGGAGGCAGCCAGGUUGGAGCACAGCACCUG
This is a messenger RNA of Delphinapterus leucas (beluga whale), 5817 nucleotides long. NCBI's taxonomy places the organism in Eukaryota, Metazoa, Chordata, Mammalia, Artiodactyla, Monodontidae. The record is from RefSeq and is a predicted model, not a curated record.